This is a messenger RNA of Saccoglossus kowalevskii, 2099 nucleotides long. RefSeq lists its product as uncharacterized. The record is from RefSeq and is a predicted model, not a curated record. Gene Ontology annotation, cellular component: alpha DNA polymerase:primase complex. Lineage: Eukaryota; Metazoa; Hemichordata; Enteropneusta; Harrimaniidae. Gene Ontology annotation, biological process: DNA replication initiation; DNA replication, synthesis of primer.
GCGGAAGCCAUGUCCAUUCCAAGACGGAGAAAAUGUGAAGGAUUUAUCUUGUGGGCGUUUCAUAUCGUUAAUGUCUGUGUCUGAGCAUGGUAUUUUACGUCAAACCACCCCGUGGGAAAGUACCGCUAGAAACACUACGCUCGUAUUGCUUGGCCCGAGUUCGAUUUCUGUGCCGACUGUCGAAGUGCGCCACUGAAGUCGAGUUUCAGAAAUUAUGUCAACAACAGUGCUUGGUAAAAGAUUCGGAGUGCUUGAUUGAGGGUUCCAAGCAAGACUCGAUAACACAUUUCACUCUGAGAUUGAUCAGUGCUGGAGAUACUGGGUUGUCUAAUUUUGUGAUCAAGGAAGAAACCAAGCUUUUUAAAUUCCGAUUUAAUCAAAUGAAAGAAGAAGAGAUUGUUGAAUUGUUAUACUCACUUGAGAUGGCUUUGCUAACAUUUCAAGAAAAUGAUGCAUCCAAGACUUAUCAGCUUGACCACCUGAAAGAAGUUGCUGAUCUUGUUCUGAAAAUUAAAAACAAAAUGUCAUGGACUGAGGUUGUCAGACUUUUUAAAAAUGAAGAAGCUGGUACUUUUUUUACAGCACCUUUCCAAUACGCUUUGCAGUCCGUCGCUUCAAGAGACGUUACCCUUUUCCAAGGAUUUGCACAUGUACCUUAUAGCAAACUCAGUGAAGUCACAGUCUCUUUGUUUCAGAAACUUUUAAAGAGUGGUACCGAUGUUGCACAGAGACUACUACCAACUGCUUUAAUGACUGACGAUCGGAUAGGAGAACUCUUUCAAGAUGUGAGGCAGCUGUACAGACGACUUUUGAAACAAGAUUCUGACUUUCACAAUAAUGGUUCAGAGCUUGGGUUGGCAGGACAGUGCUCUAAUGUUGACGGUUUGGUAGAAAUGUUUCCUAUGUGCAUGUCACAUCUACAUUAUAAAUUGCGACAAAACCACAGACUUCGGCAUCAUUCUAGGGUGCAGUACACACUGUUCUUGAAGGAAGUUGGAAUGUCAGUUGAGGGUGCUCUUAAAUUUUGGAGAUCAGAGUACUCUCAGCCGCAUGGUUGUCAUGGUGAUGGUUGUACACAUAGCUGGGCAAAAGAUGGCAAACGUUAUGCUUAUAGCAUCAGACAUCUCUAUGGUUUGGAAGGUGGACGUACAAAUUAUACAGCCCACUCCUGUCAAGCAAUUCAGAGUCAUCUGCUCGGUCCAGGAGAGGAAGGCGGGUGCCCAUUCAAACACUUUGAUACUUAUCACUUGCAAGGAAAAAUAGAGGGAAUUCCUGACGACACUCAGGACGAUAUUGUGAGACUGGUCACGAAGAGCGAGUACAACCGAGCAUGUCAUGAAUAUCUAAAAUACAGGGUUACUAGCAUUCUGAAGCCAGAUGAUGGCGCCCUCAUUGGGCCGAGUGGGAAUAGAUGUCAGAGAUGUUCAGGAUUUAUUACUGCCACAGAAGACAAGAUGAGAGAAGAUGCUUCUCACAUCAAAGAGAGAUCUGAUUUUAGAGAUGCGAUCAAGAAGCAGAAAAAUGAUGAAUUUAUGAUAAAUGGUGAUGAUGGCAGGACUAGCAGGUUACAAACCAAAUUGUUUUGUGGAGUCAAGAGGAAAAUGGAAAAAAAUGAUGUGGAAACUGCAAGAAGUACUGCACGUGUUAAAUUUGUAUAUUGUAAGUGCAGUAGAGAGACUGUUGCUAAGCAACCAACUCAUCUUGUUACAAAAUACUGGGAAGCUGGAAAUGAAUCAAAUUUGCAAACAAACGCUGAUAUAACUGAGAACAUCAUCAAUGUGCUUACAUGUGAUAAAUCAACCAAGUUGGAGUCUGUUGUCACUGAUGCUAUUGCUAUGACAACUUGUGAAGAAUUCUGGGAUGAUUCAGAGUGCAAUAGCCAGUUGCCAGAGAGUCAAAGGGAUCAAGAUGAGCUCAGCGAAGUGAAAAAGAAGAUGGAAACAAUUACCAUCACAAAACCAAUUGAUUAUUAUUACAAUUUCACGGCUCUCACCAAAACAUAAUUAUUUUACCUUUCUCAUAAGUUAUCUUGUUCCUAGUAACGAGGUUAGAGGGUGCAAAUUUCAAGGAAAAAAAUACUGACACUCUUUUUCAUCAAU